AUGGGUUUGAUGAACGACCCCCCAGAGGCUCUUGAUGUGCCAGAAUGGGAAAGUGUCCAACAUCUUUGUGACGUUUUGAAACCUUUUGAAAAGGUGACUUGCGAGUUGAGUUCGGAAAAAUACUUGUCAGCAUCUAUGGCGCCUGUAUUUACAACUAUCGAUUCAAGAGAAGACAUUGCUCAAGCCGCUUUCCUUGACCCCCGAAUAAAAAAAUUGGGGCUCAAAUGUGAUGUCGCCAAAAAAAUUGAAAGUGAUAUUAUCUGCGAGUCAUCGGUAGUUGCACAAACUACCCAUAAUCUUGUUGAGGAUGUGGAAGGGGAUGAUGAAGAGAUUAGACGAAUCAUUGGUUUGUUUUUUCAAAGAAAUGGUCAAGGGUAUCCCAUUUGCAAUGAAGAUAACAUUCUUAUUGAAGUCACUCAGGGAGUUCACAAGAUUGCUUGUAGCAUAGAACUUGGGGGACCACAAAUCUGUGAUGCAAAUAAAGCAAAAGUUCAGUUCACUGUGCGUCGAGCAGGGGAAUAUUGUAUAUGUGUUUUAGUUGGCAUGACUCAUAUCAGAGGAAGUCCAUUUACUAAAACAUUCUUACCUGGUCCACCAGACCCACUUAAGACUUGUUUUGUCCAUCAUUGUUCCACAGUAGUUGGAAGUGAAGAUAUACCUACUCAGCUUUUCAUUGAACCUAGAGAUCGAUAUGGUAACCAUUGCACAGUUGAUAGUCAGUGUGAUCCGAGUAAUGAAUAUAGUGUUGAUAUCAUUGAAGUUACUUCAAGUAGGCCCAUACCAGAUUCUUUUCGAUGGGAAUGUUAUCCAUUAGUUUCUCGUUUGGCAUUAGUGCUAAAAUUUCCAAAAGAAGGCUGCUAUCGUGCAACUGUUUCUUAUAAAGGGCAGACUAUUCAAAAUGGAGAUUUUCAUGUAAUUGUUUUAAAUAAAGAAGAAGCUUUUAUGGUACAAAAAAAUGUUGCUAAGAAGAAUAAAUGCUAUGAGGUUAAAUUACUGGCUAUCAAUGGAGAGCGAAAUCAAAAACCAAAAAAAGUGUACUGUUACAUAUCACCAAAGCAACUUACAUUGAAGGAAUACAUGUGGAAAUUUUUUCCUAAACAUCUUAUUACAUUUCGCCUUUGUCCUUCGACAAAGUUCAAAUUUCAAAGUAGUAGGAAUUAUCUGCAAGGCGAACCAGUUUUACUUAUCGAUGAUGGUUGCCAGCAAGAAGUUGAGCUUAUUUCACCUGACCGGAACAUUAUUGCAGCAACCUUCACACAGUUUUUAUUGAAGAACAUAGGUGGCUCUGAAACAUUCAAAGACAAGCAAGAUUUUUUUUAUCACGAAGUACGAAAAUAUCACCAGAAGCAUUUCCAUGAUAAGUUACCAUUAAAAAUUUCAAGAGAAUCUAUUCUAGAAUCUUCCAUAAAAGAAACCAAGAGUUUUAGCGUAAGUGACUGGUGCAAGAACUUUGAAUUUACAUUUGUUGGUGAAGAAGGUUUAGAUUGGGGUGGUCUUAGAAAAGAAUGGUUUGAGCUUGUUUGUUCAUCCUUAUUUGACCAUGAAAAUCUGCUCUUCCACACUUUCAAAAGUGAUAAGCAAGGACUUGUACACCCAUGCCCAUCUUAUAAAAGGCCUGCAAAUCUCAAACUUAAAUAUUAUGAAUUUGCUGGAAAAAUUGUUGGGAAAUGCUUAUAUGAAUCUGCUUUAGGAAGCUCAUAUCGCCAACUAGUCAAAGCUAAAUUUUCCAGAUCAUUUUUAGCACAAUUAAUUGGCCUAAGUGUACAUUAUAAG
This is a messenger RNA of Stegodyphus dumicola, 1773 nucleotides long. Its product is annotated as apoptosis-resistant E3 ubiquitin protein ligase 1. Gene Ontology annotation, cellular component: cytoplasm; cytosol. Gene Ontology annotation, biological process: protein polyubiquitination; ubiquitin-dependent protein catabolic process; negative regulation of apoptotic process. Gene Ontology annotation, molecular function: ubiquitin protein ligase activity. The record is from RefSeq and is a predicted model, not a curated record. Lineage: Eukaryota; Metazoa; Arthropoda; Arachnida; Araneae; Eresidae.